UUCACGAUUCAGCCCUAUUCCGCAUCUUCCAUUCCAAUAAAAUCUUAUGCCAUUGUUUUUUCAUCGGUGCAAAAUAUGCCACAUCUAGAGGCUGUAAGAGGUGAGUUGCGUUGGGUGGAAGGAGUACAAAUUGAAUGUUAUAAUUUUGACAGCAUUCCAGAACGUGCAUAGAAGGGCUGGGUUUCGAAAUUAAGGAAGUAAAAU
This is a messenger RNA of Acanthoscelides obtectus, 204 nucleotides long. The record is from the annotation of a GenBank genome assembly. NCBI's taxonomy places the organism in Eukaryota, Metazoa, Arthropoda, Insecta, Coleoptera, Chrysomelidae.